Messenger RNA from Salpingoeca rosetta, 1411 nucleotides. RefSeq lists its product as uncharacterized. Lineage: Eukaryota; Choanoflagellata; Craspedida; Salpingoecidae. The transcript is spliced from 13 exons. Gene Ontology annotation, molecular function: ATP-dependent DNA damage sensor activity; DNA binding; ATP binding. Gene Ontology annotation, biological process: double-strand break repair via homologous recombination. The record is from RefSeq and is a predicted model, not a curated record. The coding region runs from base 82 to 1182 and encodes 366 amino acids. Gene Ontology annotation, cellular component: Rad51B-Rad51C-Rad51D-XRCC2 complex.
CAGCGGUUACGGAAGAGUAUAUGAAGACAUUUGCAAAAAUUCAGCAACAGGCAGGACAGGUUGUGGCGGAAACGCGGGAACAUGUCUGCGAGGCGACCACUGCGACGGGUGGCUAGCCUGCGCGAGCCAGUGACCUCCUUCCUCGCGUCAAAGAAGAUCACAACAGUCGCGGAUGUGCUUGUGCUGAACAUCUUGGAGCUGCUGGAUCUGGGCAUUGCAUACGACGAAGCAACGCAUUUGAUUGACGCUUGCACCAAAGCCGUCGCACCUGAACCCCAAACGGUACUGGAAAUGCUGGAGGAGCGAAAGCGUUUUCUGCCUACAACGCUGCCGACACUGGAUCGCAACUUGGCUGGAGGCCUCCCCAUUGGCAUGAUCACCGAGGUGGCUGGCCCGUCUGGGUGUGGCAAAACGCAGUUCUGCAUGAUGAUGACGAGCGUGGCGGCUGUUGGCGUCAACGGCCAUGAACCCGGCGGUGUUCUCUACCUCGACACAGAGGGCUCGUUCUCCAACAAACGGCUGGUGGCGAUGGCGAGCCAGCGAUUUCCAGUGCAGCUGGCAACAAACGAGGCGCUUGUGGACAUGUCCAAACGCAUCCAGGUCAUCACAACCAAGACGUCCGCGGAACUACUCAGGGUGUUGGAAACAUUGGAUGUUCGCAUCGUUGAGAUGAAGGCUCGGCUCGUCAUCCUCGAUUCUGCCGCCUCCCUCCUCAGAAAGGAGUAUCAAGGCAACCAGCAGGAGCGGCGUGACGUGCUCGCCCGCGAAGCAACCCUCCUCAAGCGCUGGGCUCAGACAUACGCCAUUCCCGUGCUGGUGACAAACCAGGUCACAACACGCUUUGACGACAACCAAGGAGGCGACGCCUUUGUCACUGCAGCUCUUGGCAACACCUGGGCACACAGCGUUAACACACGGCUCACCGUCAACUUUGCGCCCAGCGACGCACUCAGGUUCCUGAGCGUGAUCAAGUCGCCUCUCGUCGCCUCCUCCUCCAUCGCAUAUCGAAUCACAGACCAGGGCCUUGUCGAGGACGAUGCACCGGUGCCGGCGGAGUUGACACGCGCGCAGACGGCGACGGCAGUGCGGAUUGAAGCGCGCCACCGCACCCGGCAACAAGACGGGAGUCGGGGAACAUCUGCGCAGGUGCACCGCAGCGUUCUCAGCGCCCAGAUCAACUGACGUAUGUUGUGUGUGGGUGUGUGUGUGUGUCUGUGUCUGUGUGUGUCUGUGUCUGUGUGUGUGUGUGUGUGUCUGUGUCUGCGUCUGUGUCUGUGUCUGUGUCUUCCCUCUUCCAUCUGCCCCUCCUGCCUUGCUAUUGUAACUGACCCUCCGUCUAGGAGCUCCCCUCACUUCUUGUUUGUCACGAAUAGCUGAAACAGUAAAGUGACUGCUGUCACAUCAAAAUCAC